UACUCUGCCGACGACCGGCGGAAACACGAAAGCACACUGCGCCGGAUCAUUAUGUGCAGAGCAGGAUUUGCGCGGACACGCGGCGACAUCUAACCUUUCCCGGUCGAACUCAUAAGAAUACCAUCAGCUCGGCUGCAUCACCGGUGAUGCACCACACAACGCUGCACAGCGCGUUAUACUCGUUGCUCCCCAUGCAGUGUACAUCAAUGCCAGUAUACUGUGAAGGUUAGCUGAUGUACAGAACUGAUGCUGAGUUGUUCUUGGAGAAUCAUUUAUGAUAGACCCAUACUAUUAUUAGAAUCUCCAACACCAACAAGAGCACGAGUUUUGGCCUGUGCGUGUUCUUGACAGCUUGACAGCAUCUCAAAAGUCCAUCAGAAACAAGCCAAACCCACGACAAUGACAGCAGCAGCGGAAAAGUGCGCCUCCAGAGCCGAGCGUCCUCCCAUGCCAGAACCGACGGCCAAUGCCGACGGUGAGCCGGACCUCCAGCCCCCAUCAGCCAAGGAGGAAAAGACCACUAGCAUGCGUGUCAUCACUGCUGUGCUGGUGGGACUGGCCCUUCCCCACUUCGUGCUUGGGGGGAUCUGCUCGGCUGCUGGCAUCGUCCUCUUUGGCCAGUCGCCAAUCUGGCUGGCCUACACCGUGGCGCCCAUCUGGAGUGGCAGUUGUGUUGUUGUAUGUGGUGGAUUUGGCAUCGCUUCAGCGAAGAGCAAGACUGCGUACGGGAUUCUGUGCUUCACUGCUUCCUCGGUGGUCAGCCUGAUCGCCUGCAUCGUCAGCAUCCAGCUGCUUCGCCUGGGCCUGGUCAACCACACCACGGACGGUCAGACCUUCAUGAAGGACUCCAUGGACUCUCUGGUCAUGGUGGCGCUGUCUACUACUGCUGUAGCCUGCGCCUUCAGCGUGCUGUCGGCCAUCGCGAGCAGCCUGAUCGCCUGGCAGCUCAAGAAGGAGCAGAAGAUAAGGGGCAGGCGGCGGGUCUUGUCCAAGGAGGAGAUGAUUGCAGAGAGACAAAAACAACUCAAACAGCAAAAAGAACAAGAAAAGAAAGUGCUGGACCGGAUUGAGAAGGAGCGAACUCGAGCUGGAAGGUACCACAGGAUUUGAAAGGAAAAGGAGAUUAUAUCAGCCCCGGUAAACAUUUCUAUUAGAUUCAAAAACGGGCCCUGUUGACAAUAAUAGUAGGUAUUUAUUUAACAACUGGUAAUGGAGGUUUGAAAUCGAUAGAGAAGAGCUUUCCACAGUACAUGUAUUCCAUAACAAAAUGGCUGAAAUAAAAAUAGAUUUACAAGAACUUCAAGUUCCUGAUCUGUAUUUAACAUAGUACAUGUAUGUUAAAAAUUAUCUCAUACACUCUUGUCCAGAAAAUGGUUCCGUCUUUGAAGGUACGGUUUUCAAACUCAUUUCAGAUAUCAAAAAAACACAUUGUAAAUAAUUCUUUUGACAUUUUGUAAAAAGUUGAUGUAUUUGUGAGACUCAGUCUAAAAAUAUAGACACUUAAACGUGCAGACUUGUUGUAAAGUACAUGUAGUUAAACAAGCAGAUUAAGUAUACUUGAUAAAGGAGAUAGUUUUAUAAUUGUACACAGAACAUUGAAAUCGUGGCUGAAGACUUAAAGGAAAUAUUCAAUUAUUCCAGUAAUACCUAUAUAAUUAAAACCAUAUUUUAUAAGGGUAGCCCUCCCAGUUAACACUAAUGUACAGGAACCGUCAUUACAAUUACAAACAUUCAAUGCGGCUAGUGUGUAAUGUGCUUACGUUAAAACCCCAACCUCGUCCCCAAGGCUUUCUUUAUUUUCAACCUCGUUUCCAAUAGUAACGUACCGUACGUACACACCUUCCCAAAAAUAAUCCUUUCCUUUCCAAUUUGCUCAUAUUAAUAUGAAAUGUGAUACUGCAUAACUCACGCUGGAACGAAUUUAUUCUGUUUUCACCCCAGGCCCAGACACCACAUACAAAAACAAACGCUGAUGUAAAGCAUAGGCAGGCAUCAGACUAUUCCUCAUUUGCAUACGAAUCCAAAAUUGUUGGAUAUGCAAAUGAUCCAAUACCAGGCCGUGUUUUCGAGACCGUGACCAGAAACAUGUGUUUUGGCUUUGGUCAUUGGUUGAGCGUUUUCGUGACUUCGGUUGACUGGAAUGACGUCACUGUUCCGACCAAAACCGAACAAAGGCCAAUGGUCGGUUUCGGAAUACAUUCAAGAUGUCGGAAAGGUAAAUACACGACAUAAUUUUUUACAAAACAGUGUUGGGAAAAAUAGGCUUGUAAUAUUUAUUUUUAAUACGUUUGUUUGUACAUUUUAAGUGGCCUGUAAUAAAAUGUCUGAACAAGAAUUGCCAUCCCAUUUACACCCUCCUCCAUGUUUGUUUACAACUUUUUGACACUGUUUUUGGUUCAGCGUUUUUGUGCGCAUGUGUAAACAUGUUUCUGGUAUUCAAUUUGACGUCACAAACAUGUUUUUGGUCACAGUCGCGAAAAGUCGCCCCAAGCCUGAGAGAGCAGGUAGUGAUGGGAGGGUAGGCCUACUGCUUGACACGUACCCUGGGAAUGAGAUUGUUAAAACCCGUAUCGUAUCAUUUGUACGUUUAUAAACGUUAGUUUUGUUUUUAAAAGGCUUUAUUGCUCAAAAUCUGCAUGAAAGUGUUGGGUACCGCAUUGUUUUGAACCAUCUACGUAAACCAGAUGUAGUACACAAAGGAUUUUUUUUACAAAUCGAAAAAUAACUUCAUAGAAUUUUAUGACUGGAAUUCUUCAACUCUGAGUAAAUUCCGUAUACCGAGAGGUGAAUUUGCCCAUGGGCAAUUCCACGGUUACUCACGUUACAUUUUUGAUGUACUUUUGAGUUUCCUUGGGCUGUAAUUACC
Patiria miniata (bat star) is the source of this 2866-nucleotide messenger RNA. RefSeq names its product transmembrane protein 196-like. The transcript is spliced from 5 exons. Bases 400 to 1110 code for a protein of 236 amino acids. The record is from RefSeq and is a predicted model, not a curated record. Lineage: Eukaryota; Metazoa; Echinodermata; Asteroidea; Valvatida; Asterinidae. Gene Ontology annotation, cellular component: membrane.